GCUUAUAAAAAGAGCAAAACGAUCUUAUCGUGAAUCUAGUAACACUCGAAAUGCAGUUCAUGAAAGCUAUCUUCCUGCUCAGCUGUCUCCUGAUUGUGGGGCAUACUCAUGUCAAUGCAGCUGGCUUCGAUGUGUUCAAACUAUUGGACUGCGGUGAAAUUGCAAUCGAGGCUGGCGGCAAGGUAGCUGUGAAUCUCGUGCCCUUACUAAAAGACUUGGGAAAGUGCGCAGAUUUCAAUCCCGAUUUGAAUGCCGAUCUCGAUAUCAAGGGCUUCCUCGAGGUUGUGAAACAGUUUGUUAAAAAAGCAACUGCCAACCCAAAGUGUUUGCAGACACUGCUGGAUGCAGUUAAGGGCCAGGUCCAACCGUAUGUGACACAAAUCAAAGAGGCGCAAUGCCUCCCCUAGACACAUUCACGUUCUAAUCAGAUUCAAUAAAGUGCCUCCAAUUUUUCACAA
Drosophila navojoa is the source of this 458-nucleotide messenger RNA. RefSeq lists its product as uncharacterized. NCBI's taxonomy places the organism in Eukaryota, Metazoa, Arthropoda, Insecta, Diptera, Drosophilidae. The record is from RefSeq and is a predicted model, not a curated record.